AUGGCGAGCUCCCUUGUCGCGGUCGUGCAAAUUGCCGGUGUCACUAGCGCUGCUUUCCUCUCAGGCGCAAUAGUAAGCGUAAGCUGGAUGACCAUCCCCUCCCUCGGAGUCGCACCAGACGAAGUAGCCGUCAAGCAAUGGCGACGAGCGUUCGGAAUCGGCAAGGCUACAGCUCCGGCUCUGGCGCUUCCGAGUGCGUUAUGCUUCGCUUACCUGGCGUACGCGACUCGGAACAUCGUGUCGAAGACCAGUGUGUUGGGGAUCAGGUCACCAAUGGUGUUGUAUGGGGUUGCUGCGGUGGCGAUCCCAUGUAUUGUGCCUUAUACUCUGAUCGCUAUGGAGCCCGGAGCGAACCGGAGAUUGAUGGCGUUGGGGGAGGAGGCUGAUGCGGUUGUGAAGGGCGAAAGUAGAGAGUUAAUGGGGAAGGAGGGAGAAGUGAAGGUGUUGCUUAAGAAGUGGACUGGAAUGAAUUAUAAUAGGGCUUUGUUUACUGGGUUUGGGGCGGUCGUUGGAGCUGUAGCUACGAUGAUGAUGUAA
Messenger RNA from Recurvomyces mirabilis, 537 nucleotides. RefSeq lists its product as uncharacterized. The record is from RefSeq and is a predicted model, not a curated record. The transcript is spliced from 2 exons. Lineage: Eukaryota; Fungi; Ascomycota; Dothideomycetes; Mycosphaerellales; Teratosphaeriaceae. The coding region runs from base 1 to 537 and encodes 178 amino acids.